AUGGGCGAUAUUCUGCGAAAUUGGAUACAAGCUAGGCUAGGAAUCUUGACGGACCUACGCCCCGAAGUGUUCGGUUAUUAUACCAGAGAUGGCUCGCUUUUGGCUCAAAUUUUGCACAGCUACGACAUAAUAACCCAAGAUCAAUUGGACAUGAUCAUCGUCACCCAAGAUCCCGCCCUGUGCCGAGUCAAUUUGAGACAUCUCAGUUUUUGGCUACGAUUCGUGACUAUCAAUAUGGACGAGGACUUAAUCGAGGAGAUCUCGUGCGGCAAAGGGAGCACGUCUCUCCGCCUGUUCUACAAGGUGUACCUUUGCCUCGAGAGCAAGGACAGAUUGCACUUUAUCACGCUUCAAAAAGAAAGGGAGAAAUUCGUACCCACGUCGAAGAAGUUCGAUGUGAUCAGAGUUUGCGAGGAUCCUCCACCUUAUCAUCCAUCGGAAAAUAAAUUGUCGAAGAAACUGGUGAAAGGAAAGGACGUGAUCUAUUGGCAUCAGCAAAAAGUUCCAAAGAUGCUUCGAUCGUACAUCAAAAAAAAAAACAUUGGAGUCGUGGAGUCGAAAUACGUAAACGAGCCGUGUUCCGAUUUCGAGGUAUCUACCAGCCCCUAG
Apis laboriosa (Himalayan honeybee) is the source of this 609-nucleotide messenger RNA. RefSeq lists its product as uncharacterized. Bases 1 to 609 code for a protein of 202 amino acids. Lineage: Eukaryota; Metazoa; Arthropoda; Insecta; Hymenoptera; Apidae. The transcript has a single exon. The record is from RefSeq and is a predicted model, not a curated record.